Messenger RNA from Paramecium pentaurelia, 464 nucleotides. The record is from the annotation of a GenBank genome assembly. Lineage: Eukaryota; Ciliophora; Oligohymenophorea; Peniculida; Parameciidae.
AUGCAUAACAUCAAAUGGGAAUAAAAAAGUAAAUAAUUCCAUUAUAUACAGUUAGAAGAUAUGAAAUAAGGAUUUAUGAUUAGAAUUCAGCAUCCAGACAAUAAGACAGAAAAAUAAUAUAAAUAUUUUGAUGAAAAAUAGAAAAGUGAUUUAAUAAUGAAUGUCAUGAAUGGAAUCUGUUUCAGUGAAAAAGUUUCGGAUAAAUGCGAUGGAAAUUUUAUUUCUCUUUAUGAUCCAACAGAUGAUAGAUUUCAUUACUACAUCUAAAAAUUAGACGGUAUAAUGUUGGAAGCUUAAAGUACUUAGGGAUAGAAAUAGAUAACCCAAAUGAACCUCUAAAAGGCAAAAUUUGGAUUCCUUAUAUUAAUGAAAAACGACAUGAUUGGGACACACUUGUUGAGAAUAAUAUUAGAAUAUCAAUAACUGACCACUUAUUAUGGAAAUUGGAAUAUUUAAAAAAAUGA